Prorocentrum cordatum is the source of this 2522-nucleotide messenger RNA. Lineage: Eukaryota; Dinophyceae; Prorocentrales; Prorocentraceae. The record is from the annotation of a GenBank genome assembly.
AGCAAGUGUACUUGGAGGCUUCUGGCUCAAGGCAGUACUCGCAGUAAGUUUGUUGGCGCCAGCGGCAGCGCGAUCCUUCCAGGUCUUAUUGCGCAACCUAAUUCUCAUCGCGUGUCGCUGACGAGCCAUGGGAAGUGUCCUCGGCAAGUGUUGCGAGUUCCUUGGGUCGGCCACGGAGUCGACGCAGCAGGGGCCCACGGCAGACCCAACCGGCCCCGCAGCAGACGCUGCUGCAAUUGUGGCUGAUCACGCAGGGAUUUCCGACCCGUCCGAGAUCACAUGGGAGGUGGCCACGAAGAUGAAGGAGUGCCUGGAGGAUUACCCCAACAUCAUCCAGUCUGACAGCUCCACGCUGCAAGAGUUUGUCAAUGUGGUUGCAGAUGUUCUCCAGGGAGCGAACCUACGCAUCAGCCUCGCGGCCCCGAUCGAGCUGGUCUGCCGGGCCGUGGCGAACACCGCCAUCAAGGUGACUGACGGCACGGACGUCGGAGAGGUUCUGAGCAAAGCUAUGCAGAGCCAGCAGAACAUUAUCCAGAGAGACGUCGAGGCCUUGCGCGAGAUGCAUCUGAAGAGUGCCAUGGACGAGAUCGAGGUGCUGGCCGCAAUGACCAAGACGUUGAUGGAGCUCAAGGCGGAAGGGUCCUCAAAAUUUGAGAAUGAGCUCACGUUCUACGUUCAGAAAGCGAUCUCGGCAGAAGGGCGCGCGAGGGACGCGUUCAACGUUGCAGAGGGUAAGCUGGACGAGAAGGUCCGCGCAACGACGCUGAUGGCGUCGGCGAUGAUGGCUCAGACCUUGGACCCGAAGCGGGAGAGUCGAGUCAUCGCCGACCAGCUGACCCAUGCCCUGAAGAAGCUCUUCAACGACGAGGACAUGCAGGUGCUGAUCGGCCAGGAGUGCGGGUCAUGGAACAAGGUGCUGUGCUUCAGGGAGAGGCGGCAGCGUCGCCUCCGGGAAGCUUUCCAAUGCCUGGUCCACGUCGAGGGAUGGAUCGCGCAGCACGCUCCGGGGCGGCAAACCGUCCUGAGCAGCUUGAACAAGCCCUUUGACAUGAAUCGCAUCGCCCAGCAUGGCAUCCUCGACCCGCAAGGCAGCACAGUGGGCGCGCUCGCUCGCCUGGCCGGCGGGGAGGAGCACAGCGACAUGGAGCUCAGCAUAUUGCAGAGCUACUGCGGGCAAAGGCCGAAGAUGCAGGCGGCGACAGCUCUCUCGGGCUCCGAGGACAAUACCCUGAAGCUGUGGGAGCUCUCCACGGGGAGGUGCCUCCGGACCCUCGAGGGCCACACGGACGAGGUGAUGUGCGUCACCGCGCACGGCAAGGACGGGGCCCUCUCGGGCUCCCAGGACAAGGCCCUGAAGCUGUGGGAGCUCUCCACGGGCAGGUGCCUCCGGACCGGCCACACGGGCUGGAUGAACUGCGUCACGGCGCCGGGCGAGGACGGCGCCCUCGUGGGCUCCGAGGGCAAUGCCCUGAAGCUGUGGGAGCCCUCCACGAGGAGGUGCCUCCGGACCCUCACGGGCCACACGGCCUGGGCGUGGUGCGUCACCGCGCUAGGCAAGGACGGGGCCCUCUCGGGCUCCAGCGACAAGACCCUGAAGCUGUGGGAGCUCUCCACGGGCAGGUGCCUCCGGACCCUCGAGGGCCACACGGACCGGGUGACUUGCGCCACCGCGCUGGGCGAGGACGGCGCCCUCUCGGGCUCCGACGACCGCGCCCUGAAGCUGUGGGAGCUCUCCACAGGCAGGUGCCUCCGGACCCUCACGGGCCACGCGAGCGCGGCGAUGUGCGUCACCGCGCUGGGCGAGGACGGGGCCCUCUCGGGCUCCAUGGACAAGACCCUGAAGCUGUGGGAGCUCUCCACAGGCAGGUGCCUCCGGACCCUCACGGGCCACGCGGGCGCGGUGAUGUGCGUCACCGCGCUGGGUGCCUCCGGACCCUCACGGGCCACGCGGGCGCGGUGAUAUGCGUCACCGCGUUGGGCCGGGCCCUGGCACGCGACGCGUAGGGACGGAUCCUUGAUCCGCCGCCGCUUUUUCGUGAGCUCCGCCGUCGCGCCCUGGCGGUGCUCGGGCGAGCCCGCGGCGCAACGAUCUCAAGCCUCAUAUAAGUCUUCAUUGAAAUCUUCAUUUCCCCUCCCCCUCCUCCUCCUCCUCCCCCUCCUCCCCCGCCAGAUGAGGCUGCCAUAGUAGAUCGAGGAUUUAGUAACAGUUCCGUGCAAUCCCUCCAUCCGCCCCCGCCCCUGCCUCUCGGGGCCUUCCUCAUAGGACAGGGAGGCAUCGGCCGAGAACGGCUCCGGGUGAUGAAAUGUUGCGUUCUUUCCCCCCUGACCACCUCGGCCAGGGUGCUUCUGGCCGUAACCCUCUAGCCGGACUCCCACGUCGAGGACUCUUGGGAGGGAACAUUUUGAGUGAAUUGAUGUAUUGCAUUGUGGCUGCGUUGCCGUGACGUCGGCAAUUUCAUCCUGGGCAGUACGUAAUGUUGCACGGUGCGUGAGGCAUAGUGUAGCGCGGUAUUGCGCAUACA